Molecule: messenger RNA, 1988 nt
Organism: Trifolium pratense (red clover)
Lineage: Eukaryota; Viridiplantae; Streptophyta; Magnoliopsida; Fabales; Fabaceae
Product: probable polygalacturonase
Exons: 6
Coding region: 64-1533 (489 amino acids)
Biological process (GO): carbohydrate metabolic process
Molecular function (GO): polygalacturonase activity
Source: RefSeq, a predicted model, not a curated record
AUUCAUUUUUCCUUAAUCAACCAUCACUAUAAAUAUGACCCCUUUUUUUGUAGUUUGUCACAAAUGAAAACUGAACAAAAUCUUGGUCACACUCUAACAAUGAUGUCAUGUCCAAAACUCAAAAUCCCCCAUGUUUUUGGGGUUCUUUUCCUAGUUGUGUUAUUAGGAUCAACAGGAGUGAAAGUAGCAGAAAGCAGAGUUACUAGGGGAAAUGAUCAGCAUGAGUACCCUGCUAUUAAUUGCAGAAAGCACAUUGCAUAUUUGACAGAUUUUGGUGCUGUUGGUGAUGGAAAAACUUCAAAUACUAAAGCAUUUGAAUCUGCAAUUAGAAAUCUUAGCCAAUAUGCUAAUGAUGGUGGAGCUUUACUUGUGGUGCCACCAGGAAAAUGGCUAACUGGUAGCUUUAAUCUUACAAGUCAUUUCACUCUUUUCCUCCAAAAUAAUGCUGUCAUUCUUGGAUCUCAGGAUGAGUCAGAUUGGCCCUCACUUCCUGUCUUACCAUCAUAUGGAAAAGGAAGGGAUGCACCUGAUGGAAGAUUUAGUAGUCUCAUUUUCGGAACUAAUCUCACAGAUGUUGUUAUCACUGGUUUCAAUGGGACAAUUGAUGGUCAAGGAUCUUAUUGGUGGGACAAAUUUCACACAGAUAAAUUGAAUCUCACUAGGCCAUAUUUGAUUGAGAUUAUGUUCUCUAACCAAAUCCAAAUUUCAAAUCUCACAUUGAUUAACUCUCCAUCUUGGUUUGUCCAUCCAAUUUAUAGCAGUGACAUUAUCAUUCAAGGAUUGAACAUUGUUGCACCAAUUGAUUCUCCCAACACAGAUGGAAUAAAUCCAGAUUCUUGUACCAAUGUAAGGAUUGAAGAUUGUCAAGUAAUAUCUGGUGAUGAUUGUGUAGCAAUAAAAAGUGGUUGGGAUGAUUAUGGAAUAAAAUUUGGAAUGCCAAGUCAACAAAUAGUAAUUAGAAGACUUAAAUGUAUAUCCCCUGAUAGUGCUAUGAUUGCAUUAGGAAGUGAAAUGUCAGGUGGAAUCAAAGAUAUUAGAGUUGAAGAUCUCACAGCCAUCAAUACACAAUCAGCAGUUAGAAUCAAAACUGCCGUCGGUCGUGGAGCAUAUGUGAAAGAUAUAUUUGUUAGAGGUUUGAAAUUGCACACAAUGAAAUAUGUGUUUUGGAUGACAGGUUCAUAUGGAUCACACCCUGAUCCUAACUUUGAUCCAAAAGCACUUCCUAAUAUUACUGGAAUAAAUUAUAGUAAUGUUAAUGCAGAAAAUGUUACAUAUUCUGCAAGACUUGAUGGAAUUUCUAAUGACCCUUUUACUGAUAUUUGUAUUUCCGAUGUGACAAUUCAUACUGUUGGGAAAAAGUUGCAAUGGAAUUGCACUGAUAUUCAAGGAGUUACUAGCAAUGUGGUACCUAAGCCUUGUGAUUUGCUGCCAGAAAAAGAAGAGAAAUUUAGUUGCCCUUUUCCUGAUGACAAAUUGCCUAUUGAGAGUGUUGAGUUGAAGACUUGUUCUUUUAGAAGUGUUUCAUAUUUCUGAUUAAGAAUAGUAGUUGAAUUUUGAAUGUAAUAUACAUAAUGGCUUUAUUGUCAUGUAUCAAAACUAUUAGAAAAUAAGUUAUCAUAAUAAUUAUACACUAAAGCUGUGCUUUUAUUAGAACAAAAAUGUUGUUUAAGGUUGCAUUAGCAUUUGAUCUACACCAUAAUGAAUAUUAUGUGGUAUUAAGUCAUGUUUAUGUUAAGUAGAUUAAGAACAGUUGGAUGAGACGGUGAGGGUCAGCUCUGAUAAGUAAUGUCAAAUAUUUUGAGGUAUUAGUAUAUCCAGAUGCACGCCCAAUAUUGUCCUACCUGGCUCGAAGAAUCAGUCUUCGCAAUUUUUGCGUGCAAACAUACCUGAUUAACAGAAAAAAUAAAAUAGUAGGCAGUAUUGAUUUAGUUUCUUUAAUGUAUGGGAUGCAAUUUAGGAGUAAUGAAAUUUGAAUUUAAUUUAAACAA